CCCAUAUAUCUCUCUGAGUUUUGUUUUGUCUACUACAAAGACCAGAUCUCGAUCUCUCUCCCAUCAUCUGUUGUGUUCUGUUGGUUUAUCUCAACCAAAGCCCACACGUCACGUUACAAAGAAAUAAACUUUUAAAAAUUGUUUUUUUUUCCCUCCAAAGCAAUCUAUUUCCUUCUCUUUAUUACCCAAAUCUUGAAUUCGACCGAACCCAUGUUCUAAUUAUCCUUGAAGACAUAGGAAUCCGAAUCUAUGUUAAAAAUCUCUUUUUUAUUCCGUUUGAGAUAUAUAGUUAUUUGGUAGUUGGUGACGCAACUAGGUUUCCACAACACAACAGAACAUGGGAUCGGCUGCGGUUGCGAGUUCUUCUUCUUCUUCUGAUGUUGCUGUCUCAGCUCUGCGUGAGAAGCAUGAGAAGGAAGUAGAGAAUCUAACACUGACGACACAACCUUUGAAUACAUUGAAGUUGUUUGUUGAGGCGACUAUUCAGUACAUCAAGCGAUCGGUAUCGUAUCUAUUGGCUCAUGGAGGUUGGUUCAUACUUAUUACCACUUUGUUAGUGGCAUCUGGUGGUUUGCUUGUCACUGUUGAUGGACCUCAUGGAAAGCAUGUUGAAGAAAUAUUAGAGUAUGUCCGAUAUGGCUUAUGGUGGAUAGCACUUGGUGUUGCAUCUUCUAUUGGUCUUGGAUCGGGUCUUCACACGUUUGUUCUAUAUUUGGGUCCACACAUUGCAUUAUUCACUCUAAAAGCCACACUUUGUGGGCGAGUUGAUCUGAAAUCUGCACCAUAUGAUACAAUUCAGUUGAAAAGGGUUCCAUCCUGGCUUGAUAAAUCUUGUUCAGAAUUCGGUCCCCCUUUGAUGAUAUCAGCUGCUGGAUCGCGUGUGCCCCUUACCAGCAUAUUGCCACAAGUCCAGUUGGAGGCGAUUUUAUGGGGUAUUGGGACAGCUCUUGGUGAGCUUCCUCCAUAUUUCAUCUCAAGGGCAGCUAGUAUUUCUGGGAGCACAGUGGAUGGAAUGGAAGAGUUAGAUGGUUCUUCAUCUGAGGAUAGUGGAUUUAUGGCGACUCACCUGAACCGGGUUAAGCGUUGGUUAUUAACCCAUUCACAGCACUUGAAUUUCUUUACUGUCUUGGUUCUUGCUUCGGUUCCAAAUCCUUUGUUUGACCUUGCUGGAAUAAUGUGUGGACAAUUUGGAAUUCCAUUUUGGGAGUUCUUUCUGGCGACUUUAAUCGGGAAGGCGAUCAUCAAAACUCACAUACAGACGAUAUUUAUCAUCUGCGUUUGUAAUAACCAACUGCUCGACUGGAUGGAGAAUGAGCUGAUCUGGAUACUAAGCCAUGUCCCGGGUUUGGCUUCUAUGUUGCCUGGACUCACAGCCAAACUCCACGCCAUGAAAGAAAAGUAUAUUGAUGCACCAUCUCCUGUUCCAUCUCACAUCAAGGUGAAAAAAUGGGAUUUUUCGUUUGCAUCGAUCUGGAAUGGGAUAGUGUGGCUCAUGCUCCUCAACUUCUUCGUCAAGAUUGUGACAGCAACUGCACAAAGACACUUGAAGAAAAAGCAAGAGAAAGAAAUGGUUGUUUUGACUCAUUCAGAUUGAUAAAAAUAGCAACCCCACAAAUCUUUCUUCCUUUUGCUCCAACAUCAAAACAGACACUAUCCAGGUUUUGAGACGAAGAAUGAACAACAACAACAAAAAUUGGCAGCUUUUCUCUUCUCAUCUUUGACACAUUGUUUCUGGUGGUACUGUUCUAGUGCACUGUAUAGAAAGAACAAAAAAAAAAAGGAUAAAGUUAGGAGGAAUUGAGAUUAUGAGAUUGCAGGAGGUUUAUUUUGAUCCUGUGAUUCCAUAGUUUAAGGUUAUGUGGGAAGAUUUUUUUUUUAUAAAAAAGAAGCAUUAAUUGCUAAUUUACUUCCGUUUAUUGUUAGAUUGAAACCUAGUGUAAGCUUUUAAGGCCUAUGACAACUUCCAUUGUUUUA
Molecule: messenger RNA, 1974 nt
Organism: Camelina sativa (false flax)
Lineage: Eukaryota; Viridiplantae; Streptophyta; Magnoliopsida; Brassicales; Brassicaceae
Product: vacuole membrane protein KMS1
Source: RefSeq, a predicted model, not a curated record